Molecule: messenger RNA, 882 nt
Organism: Fusarium pseudograminearum CS3096
Lineage: Eukaryota; Fungi; Ascomycota; Sordariomycetes; Hypocreales; Nectriaceae
Exons: 1
Coding region: 1-882 (293 amino acids)
Source: RefSeq, a predicted model, not a curated record
AUGAAGACCUCUUUUAUCCUCACUGCUUCCAUGGCCUCUGCCAUCCUGGCCCAUCCUUUCGAUGCUCGCAGCCAGCAGUGCAAUGUCGCUCCCUCAGCUGCCACCAAUGCCAAGAUCCAGCCCGUCUCUCAGCCUUCCGCUGCUACUGCUGAUGCUUGCUUGAAGUCCUGCUCCUCCAACGCUUCAUGCAAGAGCUUCAUCUUCGGUCUCCCCGCCAAUGCCAAGGCCCCUACUUGCAAGCUCUAUGGUGUUGCUGCCGCUCAAGUCCCCAAGCAGGGCAGCGAGCUGUACGUCUUUGACAAGGCUUGUUCCUCAAAGGCUGUCCCCAACACCAAGCCCACUCACGACGAGCCUCGCGGCCAAGUCAAGGGCAAGCUAGCUGCUCGUGAUGAGAUGUGCAACACUGCUCCUACCGGACCUACUAAUGGCAACGUCCAGCCUUUCGCUACCCCCAGCGUCAAGACUGCUGAUAAGUGCCAGGAUGCAUGCACUGCUCAGAAUGACUGCCAGAGCUUUGUCUUUGGCCUUCCUGCCGACGCAUCUGCGCCUGUUUGCAAGCUGUACAAGGUUGCUCCCGCCAAUGUUCCCAGCGGCGAUGACAAGCUUAACGUCUUCGCCAAGAGCUGCCCUGCUGCCAAGGUUCCUACUAUCGACCCUACUCAUGUUGAGCCCCGAGGAGAGCCCCCUGUUGAUCAGAAGCCCCACGACAAGUCUGCCGAUAAGCCCAAGCCCAAGCCCAAGGGUCCUCCUCAUGUUCAGCGCCGAGGAGAGCCCCCUGUUAAGCAGCCCCCUGUUGAACAGAAGUCCAACAAGAAGGCUGCCGAAAAGCCCAAGGCCAAUACUCCCGCCAAGCCCAACAAGGGCAACGGCAAGCACAACUAA